CGUCUUCGAGCGUCUUCCAUAUAUAACAAAAUAAAAUAAACCUCGCAGUUACACUGGAUAGGAGACCAGGUGGUAUAAGUCAACGUCUAAUUAAUGAAUGGCUAUGGAAAUCAAACACCCAAUUAAUGCUUAUGGAAUGAAUACUAAGGAGGGUACUCGGCAUUCGAAUGAGGACCAACAUCUAGUUGUAUGCCCUCUAACCGUAGAUCGCCAGGGACGUGACAUUUUUUUCGCCGCAGUCUACGAUGGACACGGUGGUUUUUUAUGCUCGAGCUAUUGCCAGAGGUUUUUGCACAAAAAUCUGGCUGUAGCCCUGGGAAAGCUAAUCAACUACAGCGAUGAAAGCGUUAUAAGCGAUGAAUUGUUUAUUUAUGCCAUUUUCGCUGCUUUUGAAAAAACAGAAAAAGAUUUUCUACUUUUCUCAGCUUUGAUGAAUGACUAUUCUGGCUCUUGUGUUAAUAUGUUAUUGAUUUACGAAACUCGUAUUUUUGUCGCGAACUUGGGUGAUUCCAAGGCUCUAUUAGCUAAAACUUCUCCAAAAGGUGGAGUGCAGCCGUUUGAACUAAGUCGCGAUCACAAAGCAAAUCUGGAAAAAAAAAGAAUUGAAAAAUUGGGCGGCUACGUGAGGUUUAAAAGGGUCAAUGGCACUCUGGCUGUUUCUAGAGCUAUUGGGGAUAGGACGUAUAAAAAGUUAGCUAGAGAUGAUUUUGUUUCGUACAAGUUUUUAUAUGAAGAAGAUACGGAAAUUAUCAAAACGUUAAUAGGUCUUGUUAGAGGCAGCAGAAGAAGCAGCCGAUCUGGAAGAAGUAGGUUUGCUUUAUCUGUAUCAAUCCCUGAUACUCAGCAGGAGAAAGCAAACGCGCUUAGGGAAUUUGAAAACAUUGUUAACGAUUGUGACGUGGGGUCAGUAAAAAAAAAAAGAAGAGAUGAUCGGCAUAGUAGUAUUGCAGUUGAAUAUGGGAGAAAACCAGUUUAUGACACAGAACGUUCUAGAUUGCCAAAUACGGUAUAUAGCAGAGAUAUGAUGGAUUGCCCAGCUUCCAAAUCUAAAAAAGAAAACGAGUUGAUCACAUUCGAUCAAGCGUUGAACGAAUUAGGCGCCACAGUCGAUUCUAUGCGAAAAAAAAAUUUUAAAAAAAAAACAGAGGAGCUGUUUAAGAUGACGAUUUCCUAUCCUACAAAGUCAGUAGGAAGUUUGAAAAGUCCACUGCCAACUUCGGAACGCGAUUUGCAAUCCCUUGUUAGUUCCUCCCCUGAGAUUACUGUGAUGAGAAGAAGUCUGCAGGACAAAUUUCUAGUUUUGGCCACAGAUGGAUUUUUUGACAUGUUUGAACCUGAAAAGGUGGUCAGUUCAAUUCAUAAGUACUUGAAGGCAAAUGAAGAGAUCAAUCUGAAUUCAGUAUGCCAAAGUCUGUGUGAAGAUGCCGCUGAUAUGGGAAGCAAGGAUGAUAUCACGGUCGUGCUGGUAAAAUUCUAGUUGUUUUGCGUUUGUGUCAAUUUUUACUGUGUUAAUAGCUGCUGCAAUAUAAUAUUCAGGACCAUGCGUAUAAUGAACUUCUGGUGAAAAGCAGAAAAAAAUUUGUUAUAAAAAUUUUUUCGUCAAAAAGGGGAUGGAUGACAGAGAUAAUAUGCAGCGAAAAGUAAUAAUCUUAUUGUAAAAAUAUUAAAUAAUCAACUAAA
Messenger RNA from Schistocerca gregaria, 1680 nucleotides. RefSeq lists its product as uncharacterized. Lineage: Eukaryota; Metazoa; Arthropoda; Insecta; Orthoptera; Acrididae. The coding region runs from base 98 to 1477 and encodes 459 amino acids. Gene Ontology annotation, molecular function: protein serine/threonine phosphatase activity; cation binding. The record is from RefSeq and is a predicted model, not a curated record. The transcript has 5 exons. Gene Ontology annotation, biological process: protein dephosphorylation.